CGUCUCUGGACCAUAAUGAUAGUUGAUGAUUCUUUAUCGUGAGCUAAGCAAUAUACUUGGCGUUGAACAAGCUUCAUCGCAUCAAGCAUCGGCACGAAGCACGAGUUGGUUUGGCAUUGUUUGCCCCACGGCGAGAACCACGAAACAAGAAGUGGGACUACGCCUUUAAAGAUUUGACUAGAAAUCAUGAUUCAAAUUUCAUUCCAAUCAUAAUCACUCAAUCGGAUUUCACAAACUCUGUUCGCGGUCAUUAAAUACUUACAUCCCCGACUUUGUGUCGUUUCAGCUUCACGGUCCUCUCAUCUUUCAUCAUAUCAAGUCACCAUCGAGUAGUCUCGAUUCAUCAAUAUGCCAAAUAUAUCAUUAUAUCCUCUCUCUAUCAAAGAGGAGCUACAGAAGCAAUUCGUUGGAAAAUCAAUCAAAGAUGUGGCUGGCCCUGCUGCCGUCCUGGACCUCAGCAAAGUACAGAAUAACUGCAACCGAAUGCUGGAAGCUGUCGAGACUCUUAAGUUUGGCUGGAGGGCUCAUAUCAAGACUCACAAGACGACGGAGCUCACCAGAUUGCAAGUCGGAAGCGGAGCAGGACCUGUGAACAUCAUGGUAUCGACCGUGAUGGAAGCAGAGCAUGUUGCUCCACUUCUGCUUGAAUACAAAGGUGCAGGACGGGCUGUCAACCUUCUAUACGCCUUUCCUGUUACCCCAUCGGCGGUCGAGCGUCUGUCCUUGAUAACAAAGGCUUUAGGUUCCGGGGGACUGUCUCUCAUGAUCGAUCACCCUGCACAACUUUCAUCUGCUGUAGCUAUCUACAAAUCUUCCUCCAUCGCUCCCCAGAUCUUCCUUAAGAUUGACAUGGGCACGCACCGUGCAGGAGUACCUCCACAAACCGAAGCUUGUGCUCAACUAAUCUCCUCCAUUCUCUCCCUUGAGUCCUCUGGAACUGUCGAACUCUUAGGUCUCUACGCUCACGCUGGCCAAUCUUACAACUCCUCCAACCGCGCCGACGCCCUCGACCUCCUCCGCCAGGAAUUCGAAUCCCUCCUCGUGACGGCCCAAGCUGUACAAUCGGUCUCCCCAAACAAGGAUCUUGUUCUCUCCGUUGGAGCCACGCCCACCACGACGUCUGUCCGAAAUCUCCUCAUCGAUAACGAAGACACUCCCGUUGAAGAAGCAAAAGCAAUCGCUUCCCUUCGAGGCACCUUCCAAGCUAUUCGAGACUUGAAAUGCAGUCUAGAGAUGCAUGCUGGAGUGUACCCUACGCUCGAUCUUCAGCAACUGUCUACUCAUGCUCUACCUACGGAAGGACCGCACGCAAUGCUGACUUGGAAUGACCUCGCACUCACGAUCGUAGCUGAGCUCGUAUCACUGUACCCAGGUAGGGGUAAAGACGGCUCUGCUGAAGCGCUGGUUGGAAGUGGUACCCUUGCUCUGGGUCGAGAACCGUGCAAAGCUUACUCGGGAUGGGGAAUCAUGACGCCGUGGAACAGGCCUGAGGCACGAAUGCCAAUCUCUGGACCAGAGAAAUAUGUUGGCUGGCAAGUGGGUAGAAUAAGUCAAGAGCACGGUAUCUUGGUUUGGAACGGGCAAGGAAUCACUCCUGAGCCUUUGGAGGUCGGCCAGAAGGUCAGAAUCUGGCCUAAUCAUGCUUGCAUUGCUGGAGCCGGGUUUGGUUGGUACCUGAUUGUCGAUGAGACUAGGAAGGGAAAAGAGGAUGAGAUUAUUGAUGUGUGGCCUAGAUGGAGGGGUUGGUAGUCGUGUCGGAUACAAUUAUGAAUUAUGAAGGGGUUGUUUAAAGAUACACAGACGAAAAUGGAAAUGAGAUCUUUUGUCAUUGUUAAUUGCUGUUUGCACUCCAGAGCUUUAAGGUGUAGCUCGUGUUCUAGCGUGAGAUAUAUGCAGAAGCUGGUAAGAUGGUUAGAGAAGAGCUGGU
Molecule: messenger RNA, 1927 nt
Organism: Mollisia scopiformis
Lineage: Eukaryota; Fungi; Ascomycota; Leotiomycetes; Helotiales; Mollisiaceae
Exons: 3
Coding region: 349-1749 (466 amino acids)
Biological process (GO): D-serine catabolic process
Molecular function (GO): D-serine ammonia-lyase activity
Source: RefSeq, a predicted model, not a curated record